AUGCUUCUUUUCUCGGCAUUUUUUGUGAUCCAGACUGUUCUCACUGCAUUUGUUGCAAUUCCCGGUAGAUCAAAAAGUUAUAAAGCCGAACAUGCCCAAACUUGGUCAGAUAACGAUGAGGGUUGCAUAGGUCUCUGCUCUAGACUUCCAAUAUGUCAGGUAACUUUUCAUUCCGAAAGUUAUAUAUUCCGAUGAUUACCACUUUUUAGGCAUAUUACUUCAACAAUUCUACCAAGACUUGUAUCACCUAUGAUUAUGACGAAUUGUUUUCAUUUGUCCAACUCGAAACCUUUCCGGUUACUGAGAUAUUUUUUUUCAAAGUAUCUAUGUCUAAAAAAAUAUUGACAAAAAAUGACAAAAGUGUUUUCAGACAAACAUCACAACGUGUUCAAAUUCUUUGGCUUCAGUUUACUUUUCAUACUCAACAAAUUAUUCAAAAACCUACAAAUACACCAGAACUGGAAAUGAUUGGGAAGUCGAGGAUGUUUAG
Messenger RNA from Caenorhabditis angaria, 490 nucleotides. The record is from the annotation of a GenBank genome assembly. Lineage: Eukaryota; Metazoa; Nematoda; Chromadorea; Rhabditida; Rhabditidae.